Molecule: messenger RNA, 6155 nt
Organism: Sapajus apella (tufted capuchin)
Lineage: Eukaryota; Metazoa; Chordata; Mammalia; Primates; Cebidae
Gene: THRA
Product: thyroid hormone receptor alpha
Exons: 9
Coding region: 500-1732 (410 amino acids)
Biological process (GO): negative regulation of transcription by RNA polymerase II; thyroid hormone receptor signaling pathway; retinoic acid receptor signaling pathway
Molecular function (GO): nuclear receptor activity; RNA polymerase II cis-regulatory region sequence-specific DNA binding; zinc ion binding
Source: RefSeq, a predicted model, not a curated record
CAGAGCGGCCGCCGCCUCUGCCGGAGGAGCCGCGGGGCCGCCACACUCGCCCCCCGCCCCCCCCCGCGCUCACUCGCACUCACACCCGGGCGCAGGAGGCGGGCGGCCCGGGCCCCACCGGCCCCCCAUGGACGCCCACGGCACGGGGCGCUGAGACCCCCGCGUCGCUGCCCAGCCCGGUCCAGCGCGCCACGCCGAGGGAUCUCUGAACAGGACAAGACUCCGAAGCUACUCCCCCAGCCCACAGCCCAGGACCCACAUACCCAGCUUGCCCCCAGCCCUCCCACCUGCCACUCCCUGGCCCCUCUCACCGCCCGCCCCCCACCUUGGGGCGCAGGGCAUGGUGUGAAAGGCCAAGUGCUGAGGCGGGUAUCAUGGGUGCUGUGCCCUAGGGCCUGGGUGGCAGGGGGUGGGUGGCCUGUGGGUGUGCCGGGGGGGCCAGUGUGCCCACCCCAGUCUCUUGGCGUGCUGGAGGGCAUCCUGGAUGGAAUUGAAGUGAAUGGAACAGAAGCCAAGCAAGGUGGAGUGUGGGUCAGACCCAGAGGAGAACAGUGCCAGGUCACCAGAUGGAAAGCGAAAAAGAAAGAACGGCCAAUGUUCCCUGAAAACCAGCAUGUCAGGGUAUAUCCCUAGUUACCUGGACAAAGACGAGCAGUGUGUCGUGUGUGGGGACAAGGCAACUGGUUAUCACUACCGCUGUAUCACUUGUGAGGGCUGCAAGGGCUUCUUUCGCCGCACAAUCCAGAAGAACCUCCAUCCCACCUAUUCCUGCAAGUAUGACAGCUGCUGUGUCAUUGACAAGAUCACCCGCAAUCAGUGCCAGCUGUGCCGCUUCAAGAAGUGCAUCGCCGUGGGCAUGGCCAUGGACUUGGUUCUAGAUGACUCGAAGCGGGUGGCCAAGCGUAAGCUGAUUGAGCAGAACCGGGAGCGGCGGCGGAAGGAGGAGAUGAUCCGAUCACUGCAGCAGCGACCAGAGCCCACUCCUGAAGAGUGGGAUCUCAUCCACAUUGCCACAGAGGCCCAUCGCAGCACCAAUGCCCAGGGCAGCCAUUGGAAGCAGAAGCGGAAAUUCCUGCCUGAGGACAUUGGCCAGUCACCCAUCGUCUCCAUGCCGGAUGGAGACAAGGUGGACCUGGAAGCCUUCAGCGAGUUUACCAAGAUCAUCACCCCGGCCAUCACCCGUGUGGUGGACUUUGCCAAAAAACUGCCCAUGUUCUCCGAGCUGCCUUGCGAAGACCAGAUCAUCCUCCUGAAGGGGUGCUGCAUGGAGAUCAUGUCCCUGCGGGCAGCUGUCCGCUACGACCCUGAGAGCGACACCCUGACGCUGAGUGGGGAGAUGGCCGUCAAGCGGGAGCAGCUCAAGAAUGGCGGCCUGGGCGUAGUCUCCGACGCCAUCUUUGAACUGGGCAAGUCACUCUCUGCCUUUAACUUGGAUGACACGGAAGUGGCUCUGCUGCAGGCUGUGCUGCUAAUGUCAACAGACCGCUCGGGCCUGCUGUGUGUGGACAAGAUCGAGAAGAGUCAGGAGGCGUACCUGCUGGCGUUCGAGCACUACGUCAACCACCGCAAACACAACAUUCCGCACUUCUGGCCCAAGCUGCUGAUGAAGGUGACUGACCUCCGCAUGAUUGGGGCCUGCCACGCCAGCCGCUUCCUUCACAUGAAAGUCGAGUGCCCCACCGAACUCUUCCCCCCACUCUUCCUCGAGGUCUUUGAGGAUCAGGAAGUCUAAAGCCUCAGGCGGCCAGAGGGUGUGCGGAGCUGGUGGGGAGGAGCCUGGAGAGAAGGGGCAGAGCUGGGGGCUGAGGGAGACCCCCCACACCCCUUCUCUCCUUCCUCUCAUCCUUGGAUAGAUUCAGCUCCCACACACACACCCGCACUGCCCGGGUCCCUCCUCAGACCUCCAGCCCUGGGACGGGGCAAACAAAUGAACUUGCUAUGGAAAGGACAGUGUGGGAGGCUGGGGACCGCAUCCUGCAGUUCCCAGGACCCCGUCCUCUCAGAAGGUAGGGGAAGGGCAGGGGGGCUGAGAGGGGACAAGCCAUCUUGACCGUAGGGGAAGGAGGAAGUGGGCUGGGGGAAGAUGCCCUCAACUCACCCCCUACACACACACACAAGAGCGAGCCCCCACCCAGUUCCUUGGCCUAGGUCUCCCCUCCAGGCUGAGGGCCUCCCUACUUCCCCAGGUGCCUGGGUACAAAGAACGGCUUGGCUUGGCUCCUCCCCCGGAGGUUAAAAUUUAUAGUUAUUCUAACUGCACUUUGAAAACCAAGCAAGGGGAAAAGACAAAUGAAGAAAAACUAGACAGAGAGAAAAAUACAAAAAAGAGAGAGCGAGCGAUAGAGAGAGAUGAUAUUAAGUUAUUAACUGAGGCUGACCAGAGGGGAGGGACCCCCCCCCCUUACCACCCCAUGCACUUUGAGAGCUGCCCCUCCUCCCCCCACAUCAGAUAGAAAUACCCCCACACCAGAGUCCCAAGGGUAGGGCUGCCGAUCAGAGCUGUGAGUUAACACAACAGGGUCCUGGCCACCCCCUUGCCGAGCCCCGCCCUCUGUGCCCCUUUGGCACCCCCCCAACCCUAGUACAUCCUCUGCUUUCUGCCACUCGUGCCCGCUGAGUUCCAUCUACCUCUCACGCUGGAUGCCAGCUGGCCCCUCACCAGCCUGCCCUGCCGCCCACACAGCUCCCCUUUAAGUGCCCAGCCCUAGGGGCCUCUCCCUGUCCACCCCCUCCUUCUACACCUUGGCACCCACCCAGGAAAAACUGUGGCUCCAGCUCCUACCCUCCUCAUAUCCUGCAGUAUUAGCCAGAAACCGGAUGCUGCUGCAUUGGUGGGGGAGGGGUGGGGGGGGCAGGGGGCUGUGCGUGAGCGUCUCCCAGAGCUUCCCCCCUUAGGCACUCUGUUUCCCUGUUUCCCAUGUCUUCUGGGCUCCCAGCUGGCCAAACGCGCUUCAAACCACCCCCCCCCCCCCCCCCCCCGCUCCUACUCACUGCACUAACUCUGGGCGGGCAGGCACCCGAAUGGGGGUGUUUAGAUAAGUGACACUUAGGGCCACAGGGGAGGGGGUGGUUGGUGCUCCUUUUUCUUUCAAGCUCUUUUGGCCAGCUGCCCCUCUGCCCUGGGACCUGUUCCCCUCUUCUUUUCUCUAAUUCAGGGACUUUGGCUUGAGCCCCUCCCACCCUCUUAGUGAGGGUGCUCUGUUGGUCUGCACUUGGGUGAGCUCCCCUUCUCCCCCUCCCUGUGGCUGCUGCCCACUCCUCAGGGGAGGGAGGGAGAGAGGAGGUGGUCCUCCCACGGGAGCAGGAGGUGGGGUGGGACAGAGCAGACCAGAGGGUGCUGGGCUCAGGGCUGCAUGUCGGCAGGGAUGGAUGGGUGGACAUAGAUGCCCCCGGAAGCCAUGGGGAUUGGGGCAGGGGGUGGGGGGAGGGGUGCCAGGGCUUCCUGCACUUUGCACUAUUGGGGCAAAAAUGUCUUAAGCAGUGGGGAACCUGCCACCCCACCCUGACUCUCAGCCUGCCACAGCCCCCUACACACACACCCACAUACACACACACAUCCAUGUGCACACACGCACAUGGGAAGGCAGUGCUAUGCUGUCUGCCAGGGCACUGUCCUUCCCCCAUCAUUCAGGUGUUCCAAAAGGGGUGGAGGGCCUGGAGGAGCACCCGCUGUCACCUGUGCAUGUGCCUGUCCCACCCUGCUGGGGCCUGGACUGCCCUGCUGUCUUUGUCUCUAUCCUCUCUCUCUCUCUCUCUCCUGGAGUGCUGAUUCCUGUAUUACUCCAGUCCCAUGGGUAGGCUCUCUUGUACCUUCCUCCCACGCCUGGGGGCCCAGUGGAAUUCCUGACCUGUCUGCUGUCUUCCCCAUCCCUCCAUCCCCACCCCAACCCCUCCAUCCCCAUUCUCAGCCAUGGACAUGGCGGAGAAAAGGCCUUGAAGAGCCUUGGCCUCUUACAGGCACUUGGGACUCCCCCACCCUCCCCAAUCAUAUGAGCUGUGAUUCCCUCCUCCCCAGACCCCUCCCCUCCCCCUCGAUGAUGUGGGGUGUAUGCGUGCGUUCCUCUGCGUGAAUGUGUGAGUGAGUACAUGUGGUAGGGGAGGAGCCAGGGCGACUCAGGAGUGCUACGCACCUGCUCUAGAGAGGCAGCUGUCCCAGUCCCUGCUGUGGAAGUAGGGGACAGGGCCCUCUCCUGGGGGCCAUUGGUGCUAAUGAGGGGGAUGGCCUUGACGUGGGUGCUCAGCAUGCCUCCCCCAGUACUGGCCCGGGCACUAGGGCAGGCAGGGUGGAGCAGCAGGUGUAGUAUCGGUGGGAGGACGGGUUGCUGGGAAUAGGACGAGGGGGCCAGGCCAGGACAAGGGGGUGCCAGAGCCAUGACCACUACCCUGCCCCCACCACCUGCCUCUCCAUCUCAGUAUUGCCCCUCCCAUCACUCAUAACACACAUACCUCAUCCAGCCUCCUCCCUGCUCAGACUUGGGGAGGGUGGGGGAGGAGCCCCUACCCCUUCUCCUGGUGGCGGGUCUGCAGGGCUGGGAGAGGGCAGGGCGUGUGACAGAGACACCGUCCAUAAGGAGGACAGUAACUCCUGCCCUGGAAACUCCUGGGCGGGGGGAGGGGGACACUGCCCAGAGGCGCUACUGAAUGUAUGAGAAGCUGGUGCUGGGCUGGAGGGAGGGGGGCGGCUGUGGCCAGAAACAGGGAAGGAGGUAGGUCUCUUCCCCAGGGAGGGGUGGGACCGGUAGGGGUGACUUGAGGGGCUCCUACUCCCGCCCCACGUUGACAAUCAGUAUGUCUGUUAUGUGCGAUUUUUCACCCCGUUGUGUUUUGGGUCAGGAUUUUAAAGAAAGAUAUUUUUAUGGUAAUUGUUGCUCGUCUAUUUUACUAUAUAUUUAUGUAAUAAAUAUAUGAUGAAAAUAACCCCCUUGGGCACCCCCCUUAGACUUGUGUGCUGUUUCCCUAUAUCCUCCCAUCUGCUGGCAGACUACCCACCCCACAAACUGACCAGAUGGAGAGGUGGCCCCCCCAGCCUUGGCAGUAUUUCCACCCCACCCCCCAAACGAGCACACACCACAGAAGCCAGCUCAGCUGUGAACUAUUGGAUUUGAGACAGGAACAGAACAAAUCAGGGGGCCAGGGGAGGGCUGUGGGGGAGAGAGAGUGGUUUAAAUAGGGGAGGAGGGGAAGUUCGGUGAUGGGGGAGGGAGGCAGGUAUUUACAAGAAGGCUCAGGGGGCCAGAGGCUCGUCUUGGAAUAUUUUAUAACAAUAUAAAUAAGAUUCUGGUUUGCUUUUCCUUUUCGUCUCGUAAAGGAGAGAGAAGUGCAGAGUUCGAUUCUGUACAAGGGGGCAGCGGCAGAAGGCCGGCCGGGCGGGUCACUGGGCGUCCACCCGGAAGGACAGCAGCUUCUCGGAAUGCAUGUUGUUCAGGGUCCGCAGGUCCGGCAGCUUGAGCAGCAGCUUGGUGAAGCGGGAAGUCUCCAAGGGCCGGUUCUUCAGCACCAGAGCCCGAAGAGCCCGCAGCAGCGUCUCCUGGAGCUGCUCCACCGAAGCGGAAUUCUCCAUGCCCGAGCGGUCUGUGGGGAAGACGACAGCAGUGAGGCGGACUCCCCGAGCUCCUCUGACGAGGAACCGGAGGUCUGUGAGGACCUGGCAGGCAAUGCGGCCUCUCCCUGAAGCCCCCGAGAGGGCCGAUGGGGAAGGAGAAGGAGAGCCAUACCUUUUCCUAGGCCUCUGCCCCAAGAGCAGGAGAGGCCCGAAUGCUGGGAGCGUGGGCUCAGCAGGGCUGGUCACCUCCCAUCCCGUAAGACCACCUUCCCUUCCUGAACAGGCCGAACAUGGCCCAGCUCCCUUGCUUUUUGCUCUGUAGUUCCCUCUGCCUGGGAUGCCCUUCCCCCUUUCUCUGCCUGGCAACAUCUUACUUGUCCUUUGAGGCCCCACUCAAGUGUCACCUCCUUCCCCAGCUCCCCCAGGCAGAAAUAGUUGUCUGUGCUUCCUUGGUUCAUGCUUCUACUGUGACACUUAUCUCACUGUUUUAUAAUUAGUUGGGCAUGAGUCUGUUUCCCAAGCUAGACUGUGUCUGAAUCAUGUCUGUAUCCCCAGUGCCCGGUGCAGGGCCUGGCAUAGAGUAGGUACUCCAUAAAAGGUGUGUUGAAUUGAA